AUCUCAAGAAAAGGGCUGUGCCACAGUGGCUGUGCUCUCACAAGUAGGCUAGCUUUGGCGGUCGUAAUAGCAAAAGGUCAGAAGGCACCUCCCCUCUAAGUUGUCGGAUGCAAUGUCAGGAGGGUAGUUUUAGCCGUUGUUAAUGUUACCUUUUUAUCGGUAUUUUCGAGGCGUCCAAGAUCACCAUAUCCGGGUGUCUACUACGCACUAACAUCCGCAAGAGAGUGGGCGCUGGUUGAAAACAACGCUGGUUCUCAUCUACUGUAGGUAGUCCCAUAAGCCCAAACAUCGCAGUGCAUUUAUACAAAACUGAAAGCAAAGGCAGGUAGAUUAGUAGGCCCUACUAGUACAGUAGGUAGCGUUUAGACCUACGUAAUGAGGAUCGCCUAUAUCAUCCUAGGAAGUGUGUGGAUUUUGUUGCUUUCCUCCACUGAAGUCAAAGGAGAAUGCACCAAGCCCACGACCACUGAGAACGCCGUCAUUCAUGAAGAUGAUAUCAACAAAGAGACGUUUGCUGACCAGGAUAGAGUCAGACUCAAGUGCCACCCUGGGUAUGAGCCAACUCAAAGUUCACCAAUGAGGCUCACUUGUACGGGUGACAAGUGGAGCCCACCGCCAGAAAGAUUCACUUGCCAAAAAAAGACCUGUGGCCACCCGGGGGAUAUAAUAUAUGGGAAAUAUGAAUACCUGUCGGAAAAUAAAUUUGGAGAUAUAAUUCAGCCUCAAUGCAAUCUUGGAUACUACUUAUUGGGAAGUCCAGACCAGCAGAGGGUAUGCAUGGCGAAUGGAGAAUGGGACGGCCAAGAGCCUGUCUGCGAAGCAAUAACAUGUGGAGCUCCACCACGGAUCGACAAUGGCCGUCCAAAACUUCCUCCAGAAGAUGAGUAUGAAUAUAACCAUGUGGUGGAGUAUGUCUGUAAUGUUGGCACUCUACUGGGGGACUCCAGCAUACGCUGUCUUCUGAAUACUUCCUGGUCAAACGCACCUCAAUGUAAAGGUAAUCUUUUCCCCCCACUUGAACCGUCUUAUCGAGUUACUGCAUCACGACUUUGCAUGUUAACUCAAAACGCACAACCCCCUGUGAUCAGUUAGGUUUAGGGGUGUUUUUUGGUCAGGGCACAAUUUCGCCAUUUCCUUGAUGGGGCAAUUAUUCCCCUUCGCUACAGCACCCUU
This is a messenger RNA of Engraulis encrasicolus (European anchovy), 1173 nucleotides long. Its product is annotated as complement decay-accelerating factor-like. NCBI's taxonomy places the organism in Eukaryota, Metazoa, Chordata, Actinopteri, Clupeiformes, Engraulidae. Bases 376 to 1092 code for a protein of 238 amino acids. The record is from RefSeq and is a predicted model, not a curated record. The transcript has 5 exons. Gene Ontology annotation, biological process: negative regulation of complement activation, classical pathway.